Messenger RNA from Cheilinus undulatus (humphead wrasse), 2367 nucleotides. Its product is annotated as CCR4-NOT transcription complex subunit 2-like. Lineage: Eukaryota; Metazoa; Chordata; Actinopteri; Labriformes; Labridae. The record is from RefSeq and is a predicted model, not a curated record. The coding region runs from base 23 to 1753 and encodes 576 amino acids. The transcript has 14 exons. Gene Ontology annotation, cellular component: P-body; CCR4-NOT core complex. Gene Ontology annotation, biological process: regulation of stem cell population maintenance; regulation of DNA-templated transcription; nuclear-transcribed mRNA poly(A) tail shortening.
GAUUGAUGCGGUGACACGCGGUAUGUUUGGUGCUAACCGGAAGAAGUUUAUGGAGGGAGGGGUAGAGAGCGACUACUCGGACGACUCCAGCCUCUACUACACCCAACAGUCCAUGUUCCCUCCACACCGCCCUGACAAAGACAUGCUGGCGUCUUCCUCUGCUUCCUCAACGGGUCAACUGUCACAGCUUGGAGCCAGUUUAUAUGGCCCACAGAGUGCGUUGGGGUUUCCCAUGCGUGGGAUGAACAGCAGUACGGCUCCUCAGUUAAGUCGAAGUGGGUUGAACCAGUCGGGCAAUCAGCUCCCGAGUCACGCCAGUACACCCAACACUGGAACCAUGCACACGCCUCCCUCGCCGAGCAGGGGGAUUCUGCCCAUGAGCAGCCGCAGCGUGUUGAACCACAGCCAGCAGGUGGGCGGGCCGACAGGUCAGUCGCCUGGGAUGGUAGGGGGAGUCGGAGUGGAGAGGGGAGGCGCCGGAGGAGUCGGGGCGGGUAGGAGCAGCAGCAUGGGGAGUCCUAGCCGGUCGUCACCCAGCAUCAUCGGGAUGCCCAAGCAGCAGCAAGCACGGCAGCCUUUCACUAUCAACAGUAUGUCAGGGUUUGGUGUGAAUCGGAAUCCCGGCUACAACAUGAACAACUCUCUCUCCAACAAUAUAUUCAAUGGCACAGACGGCAGUGAGAAUGUGACAGGGUUGGACUUGUCAGAUUUUCCAGCGUUAGCAGACAGAAGUCGGAGGGACGGAGGCUCCAACCCAACCCCGCUGCUCAACCCGCUGGCCGGUCGGGCUCCCUACGUUGGAAUGGUAACCAAGCCGUCCAGUGAGCAGUCGCAGGACUUCUCGAUCCAUAACGAGGAUUUCCCAGCUCUCCCCGGGCCAAACUACCAAACAAAAGACCCCACCAGCACCAACGAGGACAGCAAAACGGUCAGAAGCUCUGUCUUAAUCUCCCCUUAUGUUCUUUCUCCCAUUAAUCAUGGUAUUUUCUGGUGUUUACUCAUGCUGUGCUUUAAUCUUUUGUCCAAUCAGAAUCUGAACUCAUCAGGAAAGUCCGCCUCUAACUCAGAUGGUCCAAAGUUUCCGGGCGACAAGAGCUCCGCACCGAGCAACAACAACCAGCAGAAGAAAGGGAUUCAGGUGCUUCCUGACGGCCGAGUGACCAACAUCCCGGUCGGCAUGGUAACGGACCAGUUUGGGAUGAUCGGCUUGCUGACGUUCAUUAGGGCGGCAGAGACGGACCCCGGCAUGGUCCACCUGGCACUGGGCUCCGACCUCACGACGCUCGGACUCAACCUCAACUCACCCGAGAAUCUGUAUCCUAAGUUUGCGUCUCCUUGGGCGUCAGCUCCAUGUCGACCGCAGGACAUAGACUUCCACGUCCCGUCAGAGUAUUUAACCAACAUCCACAUAAGGGACAAGUUAGCAGCUAUCAAACUGUCUCGGUAUGGUGAAGAUCUGCUGUUUUAUCUCUACUACAUGAACGGUGGAGACCUACUACAACUCCUGGCUGCAGUAGAACUGUUUAACAGGGACUGGAGGUACCACAAAGAGGAGCGGGUUUGGAUCACUCGAGCUCCAGGGAUGGAACCCACGCUGAAGACCAACGCCUAUGAGAGAGGGACCUACUACUUCUUCGACUGCCUCAACUGGAGGAAGGUGGCAAAGGAGUUUCAUCUGGAGUACGACAAGCUAGAAGAGCGACCUCACGUUCCCUCCACAUUCAACUACAAUCCUGCCCAGCAGGCCUUCUGAUUGGCUCUACCUCCUCCUGCCUGCCUGCCAUUGGCCCUCCUGGCUCAUCAUCAUCGUCAUCAUCACCCCCUCUAGGUUUUCCCACCUCCACACACUCUUAAGUGAAUCUGGCCAAUCAGGACUUGGGAUGGGAGAGGACGUCCCGCCUCCUCCUCUGUACUGGAUAGACUUUAUGAUUUUAACUUUUCAGAUUUCUGUUUGUUCUUUACCUCAUUAUUAUUUUUUUAUUUUACCCUCCUCCUCCUCCUCCCUCCAUGAGUUUGGUUCAGUUUUGUGGAGCACGCACACACAAACACAAACACGGCGACACAAACGCUGUAAAUAACUGUCCAUCUGAUCGAGUGAUUCCUCUUUCUAUUCACUUUACCAAGAAUUUGACUAUUUUUGUCUAGAGAAGCUUUUAAAGAAGAACCAGAUUUUAACUCGGAAUCAGAUCACCAGUCAGGAUGGAUAAUUAUUUCACUCUCUGUGUCUCACCUUUACCUUGGGCAGGAAAUACUCUUCUUCUCUUUACGUUACCAGGUUUCAGAAAACACAUCAGCAGACAGCCCAGAGUCAGGAGAGGACUUGCAAUGUACAUUGUAGCACUAUUUCAUAAUAAAAGAAGAAAAAUA